Molecule: messenger RNA, 3162 nt
Organism: Symbiodinium sp. CCMP2592
Lineage: Eukaryota; Dinophyceae; Suessiales; Symbiodiniaceae
Source: the annotation of a GenBank genome assembly
AUGAUUCUGCUGGUGAUCUGCACGAAAUGGCUACUCAUUGGAAGGUACCGAGCAGGAGCGUGUUCGGUGAAUUCGUGGGCCUUCUUGAGGUGGUGGGCAGUGGAUCGGCUGCUCGUCUUCGUGAACGAGCUCUGCUUGGGAGCCUUUCGGGGGGGGCCGGUCUACUUCGCCUACCUUCGCUCGCUUGGCUUGCAGGCCGCUGGCUACUGCCGUAUCGACACACGCCACGUCUCAGAGUUCGACCUUAUCUCUUUGGGACGCUGUUGCGUUGUCGCCGAAGGCGCGAAGCUGCGCCCUGCCGCCGCCGAGGCUGCAGAGCUCCAGCUGCGGCCAUUGGCUUUUGGGGACUACUGCGCCGUGGGCGAGAACGCUGUCUGCACUGCUGGCUGUGCAGUCGGGGAUCAUGUGACCCUCCAGCCCCUGUCCAUGUUGUCGGGACGCACCGGUCGGACUUUGCCAGAUGGCUCGGUCUGGAAGGGUGCUUUGCUGGUGCAGUCCAGACAGCAACCGAUUCGGGUGCCUGCUGGAUUACUCUGCCACGAUCUUCUCGGAGACGUCUUUGCCCUGCUCCUCACACUUUUUCUUCAGACAGGCUGCAGCUUGGUGGCUUACUGCACUUUUGGGCUGCUGGCAGAGGCACAAGGAUUCGGCGUGGGCCGCGCUUGGCGCUGGCAGGCGGAGCCUGAAGGCUACCUUUUCGCUGCAACCUGGCUGCUGUUUGGUCCGCCGGUGAUGGCCUCUGCCGACGUUCUCUUGGAUCUUGAUUUGGCUGGAAUGGCCGAUCAGGUCACGGCAUCGAUGGGCCUGAAACGGUGGGAGUUCGGUCUGCGCUUGGCAGGAAUGGUGGUGGUGAGUUUCGCGGUAUAUGGCUGGUCGCUAACACUGAGCUCAGCGUUUCUUUGCAGGUACAUCCGCGGAUCUCGGAACUUGAACUCCUGGUUUUUUCAGGUGCGGCGUGUCGUGCUCAGGCUGACCUUUCCCCGAUACCCAGCACAGUUGGCGGGCACAUGGGCCAUGUCGUUGUACCUACGCCUUCUGGGUGGACGUGUGUCUCUGCAUGCGACGGUGGCUGUGUCAGAACCACCGCUGGAACCGCGCAAAUUGCACGUGGGAGAGGGGGCGUUGCUGCUCACUCACCAAGCCCUGGGUGAAUGUGAGGUGGGGCAGGGCUCCGUCGUAGGCGCUGGGGCCGUCCUCCUCCCCCAUUCACAGGUGGAGGCUGGAGCGGUGGUGGGCGCGAUGUCGGUGGCCGGCCGGCCUGUGCGGUCAGGCCUGCAACUGGUGGGCAAUCCGGGAGUUAUCAUGCGGAGGGCAACCCUGGAGCAGGAGCCCAGGACUGGAUGGGGAAGGCACUUCCUGCGAAGGUCUGUGAAGUGCUUGUAUCCGCUGGUGGCGCCCAUGCUCCUGCAAAUGCUGCUGCUGACGACCCUGCUGCCAGCAAUGUACGUGCUGACUGUGCUGCUGGACAUGCUCGUGCGUUCACAACAUGGUGCAGGCUUGGUGCUGGCCGUGGCCUUACCAGCAGCCUACGUGGCACUGGGCUGGUGUUUGUGUCUUCUUGCAGUGCCGGUGCACCGGUUACUCUCUGGCUGUGUGAAUGGUUCCUGGUGUGCGUUCGGGUCGGUGCGGCACUUCCUUGCCACGUUCUCUGAGCAGUUGAACUCGAUGUCCAUUGCCAUCUUCAUGGGCAUGGCCUUCGGCUCGCCCUUCUACAACUUCUGGCUCAAGGCAAUGGGUAGCAACGUGGCCAGCGACGCCCUCCUCUUGACUGCUGUGGCAGGCGAUUACCGGGCCCUGACCAUCGGCCGCGGGGCUUCAGUCGACAAAGAGGCCGUGCUAUCCUGCAGACGUUUGCUUCCAGGACCGAAAGGUGCGGGGUUCUACGUCUGCCAAAGUCGAGUGGUCAUCGGACCUGGAAGCAGCGUGUCGCAUUCAGCUGCAGUUGUCGCAGGAGAGACAGGCAGUCUGAGCACUCUGGCACCUUUGUCCGCCGUCGCACCUUCUACACGGCUCCCUGCCCAGACCUUCGCAGUUGGUCUGCCACCUCAAGCAUUUCCCUGGUCGAAAGCGAGCUUGGUGAAGCCCAGCGCCAGGCCGCUUCCUCGCGAGCUGCGCCCGCCUAUCCUUCUGCCUAUCUUUGUCAGCCGAGCCAUUGGCCGUAUGAAGGUCUUGCAGGGACUGCAGGCCGGAGAGUUCGCGCCCUUGGUCACCGGAUCCACGGGCUUCCUGGGAAGGAGCAUUGUGGCAGCGCUCCUGGAAUCGAGGGCAUGCAGUCGGGUCUUUUGUCUAGUGCGCGCUGCGGACCCUGCAGCCGCGCAGCAUCGUGUCAUAGAGGCAGCCAAGAAGGCGGGUGCCACUCACCUGCACCUUCUCGAGGCUGUGCCUGGGGACUUGCAGCAACGAAAUUUCGGACGACCCCUUGCAGACGUGCAGCGUCUAGCAGGCCGCGUCACACAUGUACUCCAUGCAGCGGCGAAGGUGAACUUGACUGAGCCCUUUGAGCUCAUGAAGAAGGACAAUGUCGAUGCAACGGCUCACCUUCUGGAGUUCUGUUGUAUUUCCAGACCAAAGCCUUUUCACCAUAUUUCCACCAUGGGUAUUCUGACGCCAGAUAUGCUGGACAGACACGGCAGCGUCCGGGAGAGCGCAGCAUUGGGGGACAUCCGAGCCUUGCCUCUCUACGGAACUGGUGACCAGGCCAACGGCUACCCUCAGAGCAAGUGGUUGGCAGAGGUGCUGGUGCUGGAGGCAGCCCGGCAAGGCCUGCCUUGCUACAUUCAUCGGCCUGGCCUGAUAGGUGGCCAUUCUGUGACGGGCGCAGCUGCCGAGGACGUGUUCUUCCACUUCCUGGCAGAUGUGCUGAAGCUCCGGCGUCUGCCGGGGAUGGACGGUCGCAAGUUCAACGUGACGCCCGUGGACUGGGUGGCCAAGGCCAUCGCUCGCAUAGCUCUCCCUGGCUUCCUUGAAGAGGGCAAGCUUCCCAGCGGCAGCGUUUUCCAUCCGGCCGCGCCUGGUGCUGAGUCUCCGCUUCAACCCCCCGUAGAUUUUACCCUGCCUCCGCGCGUGCUUUUGUUGUCCUUAGCUAUGUCUUCACGCGCGCACCUUUGGGAUCAAGUCCGAAGAGUAAAAAAUCCUGCUCGGGUUGGCUUAACGGUAGUUUGA